This is a messenger RNA of Leguminivora glycinivorella, 989 nucleotides long. RefSeq lists its product as uncharacterized. The coding region runs from base 202 to 843 and encodes 213 amino acids. The record is from RefSeq and is a predicted model, not a curated record. NCBI's taxonomy places the organism in Eukaryota, Metazoa, Arthropoda, Insecta, Lepidoptera, Tortricidae. The transcript is spliced from 3 exons.
CGUGCGACUAUCGAUUUGUCUCUGGGUCUGUAGAGCCCUUAAAUAUCAUUUUGUGCGAUACAUGAGGGAAAAAUACAUCUCUCGAUUGUCAAAAAGGAUAGCGUUAAAAUUUUUGAAUGAAAUCGUCAGUUGCUGAUAUUUUGCACUAAAAUAAUUGGUAGCUGUGCUAUUUCUUUACUGUAUACGUGCAAUUUUAUAAAUAUGAGUGUAAUCGACGAAACAUGGGCCUUUAAAAUAGAUAUUAAACAAUUAGAUAAACAGUUAUUCUCUGAAUUCAAGGCCGAUGAUCCAAAUUUAUCAAAACAAAUCACGAACCAGUUACAUGGUUUCCAAACACAAACCCUAAAUUACUCUGGAAGUUUAGCUAAGAACAGUGACGACGAAUUAAGAAUGAUAACAGAAAAAAACAAACAGUUGGUACACAAUAUUAAAUCCAAAGUUGAAGAAUAUGAGCAACAACAAGAGAAAUACAACAAAUUUAAAUCAGAACAAAAGAUACUUGCAACAGAAAUCAAGGAUACCCAUGAAGCAUUUUUAAUGGCAAAAAAAUAUUACAAGAAAUUUUUAAAAAUUUACUUCACCAUUGAAUCAAGGACUGAUGGGAAAGAUGGGAUCUUUUUGCAGUUCUUCACUGAAGCAAAGAAAGAAUCAAAAGGAAAUUCAGUUUAUUUGUUGAGGGACUCAAAAACAAAACAUUACGAAGUGUUGCAGAUAACACCAGGACAAGAGAUAUGUAAAGAAGUCCAGCAGAAACUUCAAGUUACAAAUGACGUGCCUGGUGCCCUUUGCUACAUCAGACAUCAUUUCAUGAAGAUGAAGAAAGGAAAAAAGGGAGACUCAUAGAAAUCACAUUAUUCAGGCAGGCUUUAAUAUCACUGUUUAUAACAAAAAAAUAACCAAAAAGGUUAUUAAUUAAAAGUUAGUACAUUUUUAACAAUUUAUUUGUGAAGCUAAUUGAAAUGUUUUUCACUUUAUUAUCCCUGGCCAUA